Messenger RNA from Marasmius oreades (fairy-ring Marasmius), 483 nucleotides. RefSeq lists its product as uncharacterized. Gene Ontology annotation, biological process: transmembrane transport. NCBI's taxonomy places the organism in Eukaryota, Fungi, Basidiomycota, Agaricomycetes, Agaricales, Marasmiaceae. Gene Ontology annotation, molecular function: transmembrane transporter activity. Bases 1 to 483 code for a protein of 160 amino acids. The transcript is spliced from 3 exons. The record is from RefSeq and is a predicted model, not a curated record.
AUGGCCGCGACGGAGACUGAAGGAAUUGAAAUCCGUCGAACAACGCCUCUUCCAAAACUCCAAAUAUCACUCGCCUUGCUCAUCUUCCAUGCAGAGCCUGUAACCGCGACUGUCAUCUACCCUUUCAUCCCAGCAUUCGUUCGAAGGACCGGUAUUACCAACGGCGACGAGAAAAAGACAGGUUACUAUGCUGGGAUAAUCGAAUCCCUGUUUUUCGCAUCAGAAUGCCUUUCGGUUUUUCAUUGGGGUCGUGCUUCGGAUCGGAUAGGAAGGAGGCCUAUAUUGCUGUUAGGGCCACUAGGGCUCACUCUUGCAAUGUUGGGAUUUGGUCUAUCGAGAACAUUCUGGCAACUCGUCCUAUUUCGAUGUGCUCAGGGCGCAUUCAACGGAAAUAUAGGUGUAGUAAGGACCCUCGUUGCUGAGAUUGGUGUCAAACGCGUGAAGAAGAUACAUUUUGAAAACCGACUCGUUACCAUCAGAUAA